Messenger RNA from Monosiga brevicollis MX1, 1782 nucleotides. RefSeq lists its product as uncharacterized. The record is from RefSeq and is a predicted model, not a curated record. The transcript has 7 exons. Gene Ontology annotation, cellular component: CAF-1 complex; nucleus. Gene Ontology annotation, biological process: DNA replication-dependent chromatin assembly; nucleosome assembly. Gene Ontology annotation, molecular function: protein binding. The coding region runs from base 1 to 1782 and encodes 593 amino acids. Lineage: Eukaryota; Choanoflagellata; Craspedida; Salpingoecidae.
AUGAAGGCCAAAACGCAUCAGAUUUCCUGGCAUUAUGAACAGGAUGCGCCCAAGCCUGUCUUUGCGGUUGAUUUUCACGCUGAGCAAGGCCCUGGAGUUUAUCGGUUGGCCACGGCCGGCGGUGAUCGCACCGUGAAAAUCUGGCGAGUAACCGCGACGCCCGAUGGUGAUACUCACGUCACUUUCCUUGCUGAACUGCGCCACCAAUCCACUGUCAACUGCGUGCGCUUCGCACCUCACGGUUACACUCUGGCCUCGGCCGAUGAUGACGGCCUGGUGCUCGUGUGGACCUGCGAUGAGCCUGCACCUCUUACUGAAAAUGGCACGGUACCCCCACCCUUGGAUGCGUCAGCGGGCUCUUCAAACGUCGCUUCGGGCUCUGGCGCAGCUCCAUCGGGGCCCACCUCGGCCUUGGGGUCAAAACAGUCGCCGGCAGGGCUUGCGCCCUCUGCUACGAGUACCGGCACCGCGGUACCGACCAUAGCCGAGACCAACGCCACAUCCACACUUCUUGAUGGCGGGGAAGCCCCCGAGCAACUCGAGCAGUGGCGCACCACACUCCGGUUGAGGCGGCACGACCAAGAUGUCUACGAUCUGGCCUGGGCACCAGACGGGCGGUACCUCGUCUCGGGCUCUGUCGACAACUCGGCCAUCAUCUGGGAUGCGCAGGAUGGGCACGUGGUCUCGCAAAUGAAGGACCAUCGCUCCUACGUCCAGGGCGUGGCCUGGUCCCCGCGCGGAGACAAGCUGUUCACACAGAGUGCCGAUCGUUCCCUGAAGGUGUUUAAAGCCCGCACCACCAAAAAGGGGACGCUGCAGGUUCAACAAGAAUGCACCCUUUCCACUCUGGCGACGCCCAACAAGCGCUCAGAUGACACAGACAACGUGACGAAGACGCCGACAGAAGGUGAUGAGCCACCGGUGGAAUCCUCCGCUGCCAAUGCACCACGCCUCUUUGUGGAUGUCACCAAGACCACGUUUUUCCGGCGCGGCCACUUCUCCCCAGACGGCACCCUUAUCCUAGCAACAGCCGGUCAAAGCGUUGUUCACACUGGCAAGUUGGCUCCCGUCGAGCGGCGCUGGCCGGUCCUCGAGUACCCCACAGAUGAAACGGCCGUGGUUGCCCGCUUCUCUCCAUGCGUCUAUGCGCAACGAACACACGGUGUGACUGCCAUGUUCACGGGGCUGCAACAUCGCCUGGUGUGGGCCAUUGCCAGCAAAGAGACGGUAUUUUUCUACGACAGUCAGCAGCAACAACCCUUUGCUGCCGUGCUCAACUUGCACCUGGCUCCCAUCUCAGACGUGGCUUGGAGUCAUGAUGGACGUUUGUUAGUCGUCGCGUCUGAGGACGGGUUUUGCUCUAUCGUGGGGUUCAAAGCAAAUGAUCUGGGCGAGAAAGUGGCGCUGGAGAUGCCCGUCCCGAGCUCGCCCGUGGCAACCCAGCCACCACCCACCACCCAGCCUAACCACAAGAUUGUGCCAUUGGACUGUGAGCGCGGUCCUGAGCCUGCAAAGACGGGGAAUAUCGAGGGGCCAUCCACCAGCGAAGAAUCGACAAUCGACAAAGACAAAGCCAAUGCCAAGGGCCGCGCCAUUAUGAAACGUAUCGUUCCGCAAGUACUCGUGACCGAACCCACCACCAGUCAGGGAGCCUCCACCCCGGCCACUACCACGACCAACACAAAGGCCGAAGCAAGUGCGAGUGGUAACCCAGGCGCCAAAAAACCACGUCGCAUUGUACCCAUGACCACGACCACGACCACUGCCAAACCUCUUUCCUAG